Messenger RNA from Rotaria sordida, 5193 nucleotides. Lineage: Eukaryota; Metazoa; Rotifera; Eurotatoria; Philodinida; Philodinidae. The record is from the annotation of a GenBank genome assembly.
AUGUCAAAUGGUUCCGGUUCAUCAUCAUCAACAAAUCCAUUUCUUUUACCUAAAAAUGAUUUAACUAUGGUUGAUAGUCAAUUAGUUGAUAUACUUUUACAUGGUCAUCAAAAUAAUGAAAAUAAAAUUCAAAUUGUUAAUCGAUGGUGUAAAAAUUCACGACAUAAUCGUUUAUUAAAUAUCCUUGAUGUUUCACAAAGAUAUGAUAUUUUAUUAUCACUUGUAAAUACACUUCAACAAACAACAAAUACUGAAUAUCAAUAUAAUUGUUUAAAAUUUUUAACUGAACUUCAAACAAAUAUUCAUCACUAUGAUCAACGAAUUUAUCUUCCAGCAAUUAUUCAAUGUUUUUCAUCGACAUCAAAUGAUGUUCAAAUAUUAACAACACAAUUUUUAAUUAAACAAAUUAAUACAACAAAUGAUAUUUCAACAUUUUUACAUAUAUAUCUACAUGAUGGUUUAAAAUCUCCAAAUAUUCGAAUAUGUAUUAAAUCUAUUGAAAUUUUAAAUGAUUUAUUAAAUAAAAAUCAUUAUCGUGAAAAUAUAUCACCAAUAUUUGAAAUAUUAAUUCAAUAUUUACAAGAUAAUAGAUUUCGUUCAAAUUAUAAUAAUAUUCUUUUACGAGCAAUUCAACAUAUUAAACAUAUAUUAAGUUUAGAUUUAUUAAAUACUUAUCUUGAAUCAUAUUCACCAUCAUUAAGACGAACUUAUAAUACAUAUGUAUCUGAAGAAAUUAAUAAUGAUGAAGAAACACCAAGAGCAUCCGUACAAGUAUCUCAUAUUAAAGAUUCAAAAGGAACAAAUGGUUUUCGUCCAAAGGGUAAUAAUCAUUCUGAUAAUAUGCUAUUGACGCAAAUAUCCGCAUUAUCUAUUCAAAAAGAAAAUUCUGAUGUAUAUUCUCUAAUUGAAAUAAUACGUUCAAAAUGGAUGUCAUUAAAUGAAACAAAUCGUGUUGAUUAUUUAGAACGUUUUAAAAUUUCAUGUGAUAAAUAUUUUCAAAUAAUUUCAGCACAAUAUCCUACAACAACAAUAACAAUUAAUUCACAAUUUUCUCAAGCAUUACAUACAUUUUUAACAUCUAUACUUGAUCUUUUAAUUUAUAUAACAUCAAAAAAUAUUGAUUUAUCAAUUAAAAUAAAACUUGUUUUAUCAACAUGUCUUGCAUGGCUUAUUAAACAUGCACAAGAAAAUUUUUGUAAAAAAACUUAUAAAACAAUAUGUUUAGUUUUUAAAAAUAUUCUUUUUAAUGGACAAUCAAAUAAUCGACAAUUAGCAAAAUUCAGUGUUAGUAUGAUACUUUUACUUGAAAAUCUUGUUCAUCCACAAUUAAUUCUUAAUGAAUUAAUUGAUGAACAAUAUCAAUAUUAUAAUUAUCGUAUACAACUUGAAUUACUUGCUAUUGUAACAGCAACAUUUAUAAAACAUCGUCAAUAUAAUUAUGAUAAUAUAUUAAAUUUAAAUAAAUAUUUACUUCCUAUGUUAAUAUCAAAUCGUCGAGAAUUACGACAUGGAGCUAUGGAAUGUUUUACAGUUAUAUGUACGUAUUUUAAUUCUUAUAAACCAUUAACAACAAUAAUAAUUGAAAAAAAUCAAUCAAUUAAAUUAAUUUUAUCAUCUAUUGAAAAUUUAUCAUAUGAUGCAUUAAAUGCAUUUCGUUUUCGUUUACAACGUAAUUUACUUCCAUCAUUAACUGAUGAAGGAAAUAUUACACCCGGUUUAGUAUGUGAUGCAACAACACUAAAUGAUCCAGAUACAAAAUUUAUUGUAUUUGCUAAUAAUAAUAAUAAUAAUAAUAAUAAUAAUGCAAUUCAAACACAACAAUCUACAACUAACCAUGAAACAACAUUAGUACAAUCUUCAUCAUCAAAAGUUUCAACUAAUAAUAAUAAAUUACUUCAAUUAGCAAUGCCUCUUGUUGAAAAAAAGACAAAUACAAAUGAUACAGUCAUGCGAAGUCGUGAAAUACCUCCAUUAAAACCACCCAAUGUUGAUCUUGAUCCACAUCGAUAUACCAAUAAUAAUCAUUCGUCUGAAACAGCUAUUAAUCGUCAACAACGUCACCGACUAAGUCGACGAUUGAAUUUGUCGACAAAACGUCAAACAGCAAUUGCAACAGUUAUUACAACUUUAACAUCAGGUGGACCACCGUUUGAUUUUACUGUAACUGGUAAUAAUAAUUAUCGUCCAUUGACAUUAACAGAAAGAGUAUUUGGAGAUGAUUGGGCAAAAAAAUUGUCAACAACAAAAACAGAUCAACAACAAGAAAAUCAACAUAAUAAUAAUUUAUUACAAUCUCGUCCUGCAAUACCACAUCGUCGAUUUCCUGCAUCGCAUAAUAUUUUAGUUACAUCACAAAUUCAUAAUCAUAAUGAACAAAAAUUACCUGCACGUCAUUUUGAUUCGAAUACAGAUCAUGAUGAAGGUACUGAUAGUGCAAUAUAUUCACGUUCUUUAUCAAAUAAUACAACAGACGAAAGUAUAUAUGAGAACAAUGGUCAACAAUCAAAAAAACCUAUUCGAUCAGUACAUAGUAGUUCAACAAGACGUAAAGUUAAUCGUUUAUUUAGUAAUGGUAGUGAUUUACAAUUAACAUCAGUACGAACAUUAACACCAGAAAAUAGCAAUGAAAGUGGAAUUUAUUCACAAUCAGGACAUGAUAUUGAAUAUAAUUCUAAUAGUUCUAUAAAAUCAAUUGGUAAAGAUCAAUUAUUUUCUACUAAACCACGUCUUGCUCGUUCGGGUUCAAAACCUAAAUUUGAUAAAACACAAAUAUUACCUUCUGAUCCAUUAUUAGGACAACAUUCAUCUAAUGAAAAAAUUCGUCGAUUAAAUAAUUCUAAUGUUGAAAUAGUUGGUCGAGCUUAUACAGAUGAAAAAAAUUCAACUAGAAAAUUAUUUCAUGAAAUUAUUGAUGAUAAACAACAACCAAUUGUGAAUAAACCUCGAGCAAAAAUUAUUAAAGGUUCUGUAGUUUCCAAUCCUUCAAAUACAACAACACAAGCAAUUGUUAAUAAUGACGAUGGAUCUAAUCAUGAUGAUGGUCAAGAUAUUGGAGUAAUUGGAAAAGCUGUUCCUAUGCCAUUACGUACAAAUGCUGAAACGGAUAUAAUUCGAGUGCAAAAUAAUAAUAAUAAUAAUAAUAAAUUCAAUAAACAAAGUGAUAAUCUCGAUACAAUGUCUGAUGAAUUUGAUAGUGAUUCAAAAGAAAAUGAAAAUACUGUUAAUAUGGGUCAAUCUCUAUCAGCAUCAUUUCGUUUACGUGUUCAACAAAAAACUCAAGAAAAAAUUGAACAAAAAGAACGUCGUCGACAAGAUCGAGAAAAUCGUUCUCGUCAACAAGAAAUAAAUACUAAUAAUAAUAAUAAUGAUAUUCCAUAUGAUAAUGAUAUUCCUAUAUCAUCAACAUCAACAAGUCGAUAUUCAUCACAACCUGAUCUUACAACAAUUCAUAAUGAUAUAACAUCAACAUCACGACGACAAAUUGAUUCAAAUAUAAAUUCCAUAUUACCUAAUUUUCCAUCACAACAUCGUUUUCGUGUUUCGAAAAAUUUUAUGGCACGUUCACAAACAUUUAAUAAUCGACGUGAUAUAUCAACAAAUGAACAACAUAUAGGAUUUAAUCGUCCAUUAUCUGAAGAUCGUAUAGUAGAUCAAAUACGAAAUCCUGAUCAUGUCUAUCGAGAAGCAAUAGAAUCAAUAUCAAAUGAUGAUUGGGAACAAAAAUGUUCUGGUCUUAAUUUACUUCAACUUCUUAUUGCACAAUAUCCUGAUACAAUAACACAAAAUUUACAUCAAGUUGUUUUAAUUCUUAUUCAAGAAGUAAAAAAUCUUCGAUCACAAGUUGCUCGUUUUGCUUUAUCAACAUUUUGUGAUAUGUUUAAAUAUUUAAAACGUAAUAUGGAUAUUGAACUUGAUAUAACUGUUAAAGCUAUUAUACAAAAAAGUGCCGAAAGUAAUGAAUUUUUCAGAUCUGAUGCUGAAAAAUGUCUUCAAAUGAUGGUAGAAAAUGUUACACUUCAAAAAGCAUUACAAGCAUUAAUAGCCGGUGGAGCAAGUCAUCGUAAUCCAGCUGCAAGAAAAACAUCGGCAAAAUGUAUUUAUCUUGUUUGUGAAAAAUUAGGUCCAACAAAAAUUUUAAGUGGUACUCGAGAUAUAACUGAACGUGUAUUACAAGUUGCUGCUACAUUUGCAUCUGAUGGACCACCAGAAAUUAGAUGGUAUGGUAAAAAAAUCUAUCAUAUGUUAAUGCCAUAUGAUGAACUUGAUUCAAUGAUGAAACAUUAUCUUAAUCCAACUGCUUAUACAAAUAUGUGUGAAAUUCUUGAUAGUAUUCGAGCUAAAGGUGGUGUAGGUGAAACUCCAAGUGAAUCAGCAAGAAAUAAUGGUCGACGAGCUUUAUCAAAUGAUAAAUUAGGUUCAAAUGGAAGCUUAACAAAUCAAUUUUCAUCAACACGUAAAAUACAUACAGCUGAUCAAGCUGAACAAGUUCGAGAAUUAACAAAACAAAUGCGUAGUUCAGAUUUUCGUGAACGUUUAAAUGGUAUUGAAGAAUUUCAAAAAUUAUGUGAACUUGAAACUGAUACAGCUAUACAAUCACUUGUACAAAUAUUUGAUGGUUUUAAUGAUUGUUUAGCUGAUAUGAAUUCAAAAGUUGUACUUAAAGCAUUAAAUACAAUGCAUCAAGUUAUACCUAUAUUAGGUGAUGCUUUAUCAAGUGUUGUUAAUUCAGCAUUACCUCUUAUUGCACACAAUAUUGCAUCAAAAAAUCGAGAAAUAUCACAACUUGCAUCGGACAUUAUUGAUACAGCUAUUGAAUAUAUAGAUUGUGGUGUAUUAAUACAACCAUUAUGUACACUUAGUCAAAAUAGCAAUCUUCGUAUUCGACCUGAAAUUGUUCUCAAAUUAGCUAAUCUUGCACCUCGAGUAUGUCAACGUAAACCAAAACAAGUUGAAAUUCAUCUAUUACCAACCUAUUGGAAAUUAUUAUCAUUAUUACGUGGUCAAAAUUCUACUGCCAUAUCAUCAUCAGCUAGUGGUUCUAAUAGUUUAAACUCAUCAAUACAUGUAUUAACAAUGGCAUUAUAUACAGAACUUGGUUCUAUAUUAAUUGAAAAAGCAAGUUCGAGUUCAUUAGUAACACCACAAAAUUUACAAGUACUUCGUGAACUUUGCACAAAUAUAAAUACUGAAUGA